AUGGCAGAUAUCAGCGAAUGUGCAGCCAAGCUGGACUACCAGCCGGAGACACGCUACCCUGACAACCCGUUCUUCAAAGGGCCGGAAGCGCCAUGUCGGUUUGAGGCCGAGAUAUACAAUUGCAUGGUUCGAGGAGAGAUUCCUCCUCAGAUUGAUGGUACUUACUAUCGGGUUAUGCCUGACGCGUUGUGGGCGCCACUAUAUGAUGACGACGUCUUCAUCAAUGGCGAUGGAGCUGUCGAUGCCGUGCGCAUCAAAGACGGGCACGCGGACUUUAAGCAGAAGUUUGUUCGGACUGAGAAAUUCACCAUCGAACGCUCCGCAAGGAAGGCGGUCUACGGAAAGUAUAGGAAUCGGUAUACUGACGACCCAAGAGUCCGGACGCGCUGCCAUGCGACUGCCAACACACAUGUGGUGUACUUUGAGAACCAAUUACUAGCAUUGAAAGAGGAUUCACUGCCGUAUGCGAUGAAUCCCGAUACUCUAGAGACGAAGGGUGCCUAUAACUUCCAUGGACAAUACACAUCCCCUACUUUCACGGCUCAUCCCAAGGUCGAUCCUCACACAGGCGAGAUGAUCACUAUGGGCUACGAAGCAAAGGGAGAUGCCACCAAAGAUGUGGCAUAUUUCCUGUUCGACAAGAAUGGUCGAAAACUUGAAGAGUGCUGGUUUCAGACCCCAUUCGUAGGCAUGAUGCAUGACAUGGCUGCAACCGAUAAAUAUGUCAUCUUCAUCCUGACGCCACUGACUACUGUGCCUCUCGAAUUGUUGAAGGAGGGUCAUAAACACUUCGCGUGGUCUGAGGACAAGCCCUUGACCUUCGGCGUCUUGCCGCGGCGGAAUCCAAAGCCAGACGACAUCAAGUGGUUCCAUUACAGGAACGCAUUCUACGGGCAUACCGGUAAUGCAUUCGACGGCGACGAUGGCUGUGUCUACUUGGAUGCUCCACUGACUUAUCAUAAUAAGUUUUGGUUCUUCCCACCCGUUGGGCAGAACAUGCACACAGCUGCAAGCGCGCAGCCACCCAAGGACAGCACAAUCAGCCAUUAUGUACGAUGGAAGUUCGACCUCAACUCUACCGACCCCCACGUCGAGCCAACGGAGUUGGUGAACCUGGAUGGGGAGAUGCCGAAGGUUGACGCACGCUACGAGACCAAGUCGUAUAGUCAAUUAUUCCUGGCCAUGCACGACCCGAAUUCCCAUGAGCCUGCCAUCGGAGGGGCGUACAACUCUAUUGCGAGAUGCUCGAUUGAGACCGGGAAGCAUGAAUACUGGUCAGCUGGAAGGUCUACGGCUCUACACGAAGUGGCCUUCGUCCCCAGGUCGCUCGAUGCAGCCCCCGAGGCUGACGGAUACUUGAUCUCGGUAGCAAACAGAAGGGACAAAUUGCUCACCGAGAUCGUCAUCCUGGACACGGCGAAGAUUGCUCAAGGUCCAAUUGCCAUUAUUGAGCUCCCGUUCAGGCUCAGGGCUGGGAUCCACGGCAGCUGGGUAAUGGGUAGCGAUCUGCCUCGAGAGCAGGAUCUCUGUGAUAUGCAUGGAAUCAGCAAAGAGGUAAAGAAGGAAUUCGGAAAGCAGGUCUCUGGAACCAAUGGUCAAGGUCAUCAAAUUGUGAAUGGUGGUACAUGA
Diaporthe citri is the source of this 1629-nucleotide messenger RNA. RefSeq lists its product as uncharacterized. Gene Ontology annotation, molecular function: carotenoid dioxygenase activity. The record is from RefSeq and is a predicted model, not a curated record. The coding region runs from base 1 to 1629 and encodes 542 amino acids. The transcript is spliced from 5 exons. NCBI's taxonomy places the organism in Eukaryota, Fungi, Ascomycota, Sordariomycetes, Diaporthales, Diaporthaceae. Gene Ontology annotation, biological process: carotene catabolic process.